UCAGCUGCUUAUGUUGACGAAAACGAUAUCGCGAUGUACAUCAUCAAAACGAUCGACGACCACCGAACUCUAAAUAAAACUAUUUACAUCAGACCACCAGAAAACAUACUGUCACAGAGAGAAGUAGUCAUGGCAUGGGAGCAGCUCAUUGGUAAGGAGCUUAAAAAGACCAGCAUUUCAGAACAGGAUUUUCUCUCUAUCAUCAAAGAGCUGGAGUAUCCACAGCAAGCGGGAUAUGGACAUUUCUAUCAUAUCUUUUAUGAGGGUUGCUUGAACAAUUUCGAGAUAGACAAGGGGGAGGAGGCAUCUGAGUUAUAUCCCGAGGUUGUUUAUACUCGAGUCAACAACCUCGUUAUGUGUAAUUCUUAGAGGUUUAUCUCUGACGUUAUGUGUAAUUCUACAACUUUGCAACUUCAGACUGGACUUUUUAA
This is a messenger RNA of Phalaenopsis equestris, 431 nucleotides long. Its product is annotated as isoflavone reductase homolog. The annotation marks the transcript as partial. The transcript is spliced from 2 exons. The record is from RefSeq and is a predicted model, not a curated record. Lineage: Eukaryota; Viridiplantae; Streptophyta; Magnoliopsida; Asparagales; Orchidaceae.